CUUUUGAGGGGAUAAAAAUGUGCCUUUGAUAUAAACUUCUGUUUAACAGAUUCCCAGAUUAGCUGCGAUUUAUGUAACUAGGGUCGGUGCAGAACUCAAAUUCUGUAGCCCACAAAUGAUUGAGUUGUGACUCAUGACUUUGUUUUGGAGUAAAAAGUGGCACAAAAUAAUCACUUCUUUGCCAAAGAUCUGCCACUAGUUCUUUAUGACAGUUGAGCAAAGAGCCAGGCUGUAGGGGCCAUCACUCUGUUUUCUAGGAAAAGAGGUUGAUAGAGAGAGGAAAGGUGGAGCGCAUGGCGUCUCUCAGAGACAGACUCACUGUCUGAGCUGGCUGACUGGACACAUGAAUCACUUAUCUGCUUCCUUUGGUGUCAGACAAAGGAAGGAUGGUUUGGACUGAGUAAGGCUUACUGGGACUGACUAAGGCGUAUUGACGCAUGUGAGUCUACAGGGUAGCUCUGUGUGAUGUUAUCAGCUUGGUGGAAAAAGUCCUGAAAGAGACUCCGCUGUACGGCUGUUUGCACGCACGUGCAGGGGAUGCGAGGGGGUUUUUCCCUAUCACGCGAAUUGCAGGAGAAUGAUGUAGGGCACAGGGAAUGGAGAGGGGGAGAGAGAGAGAGAGGGGGAGAAUGAGAGCGAAUGAGAGAGACUGCAGAAGAAGGAAGGAAGCGGACUGAGGCAGACAGUUUGCUGUCGGUGUAGAAUGUGGAGAGCUACUCUACUUCAGCCUCUGUGCCUCGGAAUUCUGCCUGGAUACCUCGGCCUUGUUUUUCCGCACCGGAAUUGGAUCUGUGACAGAAUGCAGAGGGGAUAUGGCGAGGAUGCUGCGUGUUGUUUUCCACAUGUUGGGAGAGUUGUGUCAGGCAGCGUUGUGGUCCAGUAGCCACAAGAGAGGAGCGCAGUGCAGACUGGGUAGUUGGUGCCCACUGCUGGGGCGUCCAACAUGCCUGAGGCCAACUACCUGCUCUCGGUCUCCUGGGGUUAUAUUAAGUUCAAGAGGAUGUUGAACCGUGAGCUGACACACCUGUCGGAGAUGAGCCGCUCAGGCAACCAGGUGUCCGAGUUCAUCUCCAACACAUUCUUAGACAAACAGAAUGAGCUGGAGAUCCCGUCGCCUACUCCGAAGUCUCGAGAAAGGAAGAGGAGGCAGCCAGGGCAGCAGCAGCAGCAGCUCAUGACUCAGAUCAGCGGGGUGAGGAAGGUCACACAUGGCCCAGGCAUCUCCAGCAGCUGCAGCGUGGCCCGGUUCGGCGUCAAGACGGAUCUGGAAGACCUGCUUGCCAAGGACUUGGAGAACAUUAACAAGUGGGGCUUGAACAUCUUUAGGAUUGCAGAACAUUCCCAUCAACGUCCACUUACCUGCGUCAUGUAUGCCAUCUUCCAGGAAAGAGACUUGAUGAAGACGUUCAGGAUCCCAAUGGACACCUUUGUGACUUACAUGAUGACCCUUGAGGACCACUAUCACUCAGAUGUGGCCUACCACAAUAGUCUGCAUGCUGCUGAUGUCGCACAAUCCACACACAGCCUGCUGUCCACCCCUGCUCUGGAUGCGGUCUUCACAGACCUAGAGAUCCUGGCAGCCAUCUUUGCAGCAGCUAUCCACGAUGUGGACCACCCAGGGGUCUCCAACCAGUUCCUAAUUAAUACCAACUCAGAACUGGCCCUCAUGUACAAUGAUGAAUCCGUUCUUGAGAACCACCACUUGGCUGUUGGCUUCAAGCUCUUGCAAGGGGAGAACUGCGACAUCUUUCAGAACCUUUCAAAGAAGCAGCGGCAGACCCUCAGGAGGAUGGUCAUCGACAUGGUGCUAGCGACAGACAUGUCCAAACACAUGAGCUUGCUGGCGGACCUAAAGACAAUGGUGGAGACCAAGAAAGUGACCAGUUCGGGAGUGUUGUUGCUGGACAACUACACGGACAGGAUACAAGUUCUGCGUAACAUGGUCCACUGUGCCGACCUUAGCAACCCCACUAAGCCUUUGGAUCUCUACCGGCAGUGGACGGACCGCAUCAUGGAUGAGUUCUUCCAUCAGGGUGACCGGGAAAGAGAGCGUGGCAUGGAGAUCAGCCCCAUGUGUGACAAGCACACUGCCUCCGUGGAGAAGUCCCAGGUGGGCUUCAUCGACUACAUUGUGCACCCGCUAUGGGAGACCUGGGCUGACCUGGUGCACCCCGAUGCCCAGGACAUUCUGGACACUCUGGAGGAAAACAGGACCUGGUACCACAGCAUGAUCCCCCAGAGCCCCUCUCCUCCUUUCUUUGAGACCGGGGGCGACGGUGGGGACAAGUUCCAGUUUGAAUUGACUCUGGAAGGUGAUGCAGGGGAGGAUGUGACUCAGCAGGACACAGUCAGUCAAGGUCCUUCUUCACCCGCAGAGACGUAGCAGGCCACUGUGACCACGCCGUAUUCGCCUAUACCAUGAAACGGAGAUGACUCCUUCUGCUUAAGAAGCUGCUCGGGAGCUUGACAGGUCCAGGAAACUGACGUGAGGCGCUCUGCCGCUCUGCUCUUAUUCUUAGAGCUCAAGCGGAAGGUAGUGGUUUGUUUGGACGUGAGCUGAAGUUUGCAGAACUCACCUGCAAAGUUGGACCUGUUCCCUGCAGUUACAGUCACUCGUGGUUUCCACAGUGUUCCUCCAGCGCCUGCUGGAUUGAAAGAAACACAGCCAAACAGAAUUUCGGAUUCUGACACUCGAGUUUGGUGCUGGCAUGAGAUGCCACGAAGGAGAACUACUGACUUACAAAUCGGACGGAUUUACUUUUUUUGUACCGCGGAUUCACUAUACCAGCGUGUAUUUUGUGACUCUCAUAAACACUUGCAUAUAUAUGAAGGACCUGUUUUAUGCUGAAAGCAAAACCGUGGAUUAACCCAAGGUUUCUCAGAGAUAUUUAGAUCAGUCUUCCUUGAUUUGGGGCAAUAGAACUGUUUAUCCUCAAGCCUGUACAUUAACCUGAUUCAGAUAUUUCUAAUUCACACGAGACAGUAUUUCGUAUUUUGUAACAUCUGGUACAAUGUAUCUGUUGUAAAUAGGAUCCAAAGAACCCGUGAUGAAAGCACUUUAAUGGCGACACUGAAACCACUUUACUAUGGGCAGAUAAGCUGUCCCAGGGCUGAGCACCCUAUUUAAAAAAAAACCUCAACAUAUAAUGAUUUGGAAUUAUUCUGAAAUGCAGGAGCCCUUUUAUAGUAAUCUAGCAGAAGGGUACCAACCAGAGAGGCUAAUGCAACCUUACACAAGGGAGAAACUAGAGAGGCUACGCAAACAAUUCAGAGAAUAUAAGUGAAAUCUUUCACUGUAACUGGAGCAAACGCUUUAAAAAUAACAGAAUAUUUCCGAGUCAUGCCAACAGCGAGCCUCUCUGUAACAAUCGCUGACGUCAAUGCCUUUUGUUUCUCCGCGUGUUAGCGUAGACUCGCUAACACAGGAUGUGGCGUCUGGCCUACACAGCACUCAGUCUUAAAUCACCGAGUUGAAAUCUAUUAAGGCAGGUAGUUUUUCCCUCGUUCCGUACCAGGUUCCUAUAAGGCCACAUGUGCUGUUAUGUUUGCUGUAGCUCCCACAUCUUAUCGGUACGGCCACAUACAACUCACUGAAAGCGAAAACCGUUGUUUGCUUUUUUCCUGAGAGUAUGUGAGAAGCGAUAGAAUAAUGUUUUAGCCUUUUCUCUCCUUUUUUUUAAACAACAUUAUGUUUAAAACAACUGCUUUGUUUGUGAAUUUGUUUCCUGUUUUCUUUGUAUUGUUAAACGGAAAGCAGGAAGCCGUGAGCACAGUUCACUGAAAGUGACGAGGCUGUUCUGUAGUCAGAACAUUUCCUACGAUGACAAGAAGCUACUUAAGAAAAAAUAAAAAAACUACAAACUCAUACUUUUGUUUUUUUUUUACUUUGUAUCAUUGCGAUGGCGAUGGUCCUGCACACUGUAGUCUGUGAUUUCCCUGGUGGAAUUAACAUUCAUUGCCAUUGUUAUUGUUCAAAUUAUUUUGUGCGGCACAAAAACAACUGACUAAAUUGUCCAACUCAGUGAUGCCGUGAUGUACAUGUGUCACAAAGAACCUAUUAAACCUGUACAUUUUGGAAA
This is a messenger RNA of Colossoma macropomum (tambaqui), 4079 nucleotides long. It is a transcript of the gene pde4bb, whose product is annotated as phosphodiesterase 4B, cAMP-specific b. Gene Ontology annotation, molecular function: 3',5'-cyclic-AMP phosphodiesterase activity; transmembrane transporter binding. The coding region runs from base 944 to 2383 and encodes 479 amino acids. Lineage: Eukaryota; Metazoa; Chordata; Actinopteri; Characiformes; Serrasalmidae. Gene Ontology annotation, biological process: signal transduction. The record is from RefSeq and is a predicted model, not a curated record. The transcript is spliced from 10 exons. Gene Ontology annotation, cellular component: nucleus; perinuclear region of cytoplasm; cytosol.